Molecule: messenger RNA, 2075 nt
Organism: Lucilia cuprina (Australian sheep blowfly)
Lineage: Eukaryota; Metazoa; Arthropoda; Insecta; Diptera; Calliphoridae
Gene: RanBP3
Product: ran-binding protein 3
Exons: 5
Coding region: 149-1492 (447 amino acids)
Biological process (GO): protein export from nucleus
Cellular component (GO): cytoplasm; nuclear pore
Molecular function (GO): GTPase activator activity
Source: RefSeq, a predicted model, not a curated record
AUUCUGCAUACGCUAACCUCGAACAUCCACUCAAAACUAAUAAUUUUUUCAAUCAAUUUUGCAAUUUAGUUCGAUAAAAAAACAAUAUAAAAAAAUAAAAUAUCCUCUGUAUAAAUAAAGUAAAUUUAAAAGAAAAUAAACUCACAAAAUGUCGGAAAAUAAUGAUAACUCAAACGAAUCGAAUAGCAUGGGCAGUGACUCUAUACUACAGAGUUCUCGUCUAACUGGUGGCGGUAGUGUUGGUGGUAAUCCAGUAUUAAGAGCCGGUGUUUUGCGUCCAUCGGUGCUAGGACCAUCUAGACUGGGUUCGGCCUUAACAAAUAAUAGCACAGCAAAUAAUGUGACGUCAUCAAAUGAUGCAAGUGAUGGCGUAGAAACAGCUUCCGGUGGUUGUGAGGUAGCUGGAGGAGAUAGCGUGGAAAAUAAAUCAAAUGAAAAAGCAGGUAAUCCUUUCUUAAAAGAUCACAAAGGAGAUGAAGAAGGUGAGGGAGAUGAUCAAGAGGAUUCUGCAGCCGCAGCCAAAGGAAACGAUAAUGGCGAAAACAAUGAUGAAUCUGAUGAACGUCCGGAUCCAUUGUCAUUGUUACGUAAAAAUGGUAUGGAACGUUCUAAUCUUUUUGCUGCUGCCAAAAAUUCUAUACCUUUGGUUGAAAAGUCUGGUUUUGUUUUUGGACAAAAUGUUCAUGAACGUGUUGUGGGUGAAAAUUUAAAAGCCGAUUCUACUACCACCGCUGAUAAUGCUGAAUCUUCAACUUCGACUUCCGGAGAAGGUCUGUUGUUUUCAAGUGUUAUACAAAACGCUGCUGCUGCAGCCAAAUCAUCAGAAGGUUGUGACUCUUCUUCGGGCAAAGAUACCAAUACCGAAGUUAAAAGCCUUACCGAGGUAGCACGAGAGUAUGAAGAGAGUCGGGCUCAAAAACGUAAAUACGAAGAAGUUGAAACAUUUACCGGCGAAGAAAAUGAAGUGAACAUUGUGGAUUUAAAUUGCAAGUUAUUUGCUUUUGUCAAUAGCAACUGGGAAGAACGUGGUCGUGGCAGUCUACGUCUUAACGAUUCUAAAAUUGAACAUGAAUGUUCUCGUUUGGUAUUUAGAACAGCAGGAAAUUUACGUUUAUUGCUAAAUACCAAGGUUUGGGCCGGCAUGGUUGUUGAACGCCCCAGCCAAAAAUCAUUGCGUUUAACAGCUAUGGAUAAUACGGGUAAAAUAAAAAUUUUCUUGGUAAUGGCUCGUCCCGUAGAAAUCAAUCAGUUAUACAGUGCCCUAGUAGAACGUAUAGAUAAACGCAAAAUUUCUCAUCCCGAUGAAUUGUUAUGUGCUGCUAGCAACAAUAGUGGAGAACAAAAUACUGAAGAAAUAAAAAAUGGCUCGGCCAAACACUUGUCCGAAGAAGCUGCUGCUGUAGCUGAACCAGAUCAUGAUGAUUCCACUGAGCCCAGUCCCAAGAAAACCAUACUCUCCGUUGACGAAGCAUCAUCAAAUGUACAACAAUAGGAAUCAUCUAAAAAAAUAAUAAACGAAACAACAAAUUAAAUUACAAUCAUUUUAUAUUUACAAGUAUUUACAUCAUAAUUUUCCAUUAAGCGUAAAUUUAAUUUUCUUCACACGUUCUCUGUUUCUUCUAAUUCAUUAUUUGUUUCUUAAUUAUAAUUAUUUUCAUUUUAUGAAAUACUUUAAUGAUUUAGAAAAGAAAAAACUUUUAAGAAAAUUGUUUUACUCACUAAUUGAAAAUGAUAAUCAAAAAUGAUAUAAUUUUUCGUUUAAAGAAUAAAAAUAUGGAAAAAGUAAUAAAAAAAAUAGCAAAUAAUUUCUUGCUAUUAAACAACUCCUCAAUAUUUGGAAAUUGAUUAUAAAUGGAAUUUUAUAAUUUCUCACAAAGAAAAAAACUCAAGAAAAAACAAAAAAGUAAAAAAAAAAAACAUUUUGAUGUUUAAUUCAAAAUUAUAAUUAUUACAAUUUUAAUGGAAUUAUAGAAACUAUAGUUCUCUUCUUUUAUAGCACACUACAUACAUACAUAGGUCAGUCAUAUACAAAUGGAAAAACGAAUUGUAUCAUCUUUAAAAUUAAUAAAUAUUUA